AGUCACCAAAGAGGUGUGCUAGGACCCACAAUUGAACUCACUUUUCUGUUUAUUGGUGAGUUUUUAUGUUUGUCACGGCAGCAAAAGAAACCAACGUCCCAUAUAUUAGUGUCUAAACCGUGGCUAUUGAGGAUAGACACCAAUCAUUGGUCUCCAUUGACCCAAAUCACACCAUUGUCAAUGGUGUUUUUAGCCCACUUUUGUGGUAGUGGUGGUUCAGCAUACAGAGUGUUGAGAAUAAUAUGGUUUCAGGUAACCAGUGGAAUCAACCGGGGAUCAAACUAUGGCCAUCACAUGUUGUACUCGGGUGUUGUUGCUGAAGAUAGGGAGGCACUAAUAAGUGGAGUGCCCUCUUUAUCAAUAUCACUAAAUUGGAGGAAGGAUGAAAGUCAAGAAAAUGAUUUCAAAGAUGCAGUUGUUGUUUGUUUACCUCUAAUAAAUGCAGCUAUCAGGGAUAUUGAGAAGGGGGAAUUCCCCAAGAGUUGCUUUCUGAAUAUAGAGAUUCCUUCAUCUCCUUUAUCAAACAAGAUUUGUGUUUCUGAACAAUUGUUGAAUUGUCUGGCCUGGAAAAACGUUAUUGAUACAUAUUGCUGAUUGUGUGUUUUUGAAAUGUCGGCAUCUUUGAUUGUGUGUUUUCAACCAUUUAUUGAUACAUGGAUCUGUUUCUUUCAGGCCAUGGCUCCCCGGUCUAACAACACAGCCAAAGCUAAAGCAAUAGCACUAAGGAUGAAGGCACUGCAAAUGAAAAGAGAUAAAAAAAAACAGUGUCGAAACCAGCUGUUGAAGAGACUAAUGCACCACCUAAAUCUGCCUUCACCAAACAUGAUCAAUAGUAUGAGAUAUCAUUGUUCUUUGGGUUCCAUUUGUUGAUCAUGCCAACUGCUAUGGGUUAUUGAACUGAUGUUUACUAAAUUUAGCUCCAUUAUGGAUGUAUGUAUAGAUGCAGUAACAGAUUAAUCAAAUAUUGGUAUUUUUGUGAAUGGAUUCCAUAUUUGAUGAAUGCAUUGGGUAGUUUCCAGAUUUACAUAAUUGUGGCGUAACGAGAAUACAAAUAUGUCAUCUGAAUUAGAAAGCAACAACAAAAUGAAAUCUAAAUAUGUUGUUGGACAUAUCUAAUAAUAGCAAUAAGAAAAAAUAUGUUGUUACUUGUGCACUCAAACAACAGAAAAUUGUCAUCUGAAAUAAAAAGCAACGACAAAAUGAAAUCCAAAUAUGUUGUUGGACAUAUCUAAGAACAACAGAAACAAGAAAAAAUAUGUUGUUACUUGUGCACUAAAACAACAGAUAAAUGUUAUUGUAGGCUACUAAAGACGAUAGAUAAAUGUAAUCUGAACUGAAUGCUAAUGACAGUUAACUGUUGUUGGAAUUUGAAUAAAACAACACUAAUCUGUUAUUAUAAGUCCAUUCAGACAACAGAUAGGAUUUCAU
Molecule: messenger RNA, 1428 nt
Organism: Rosa rugosa (rugosa rose)
Lineage: Eukaryota; Viridiplantae; Streptophyta; Magnoliopsida; Rosales; Rosaceae
Exons: 3
Coding region: 181-594 (137 amino acids)
Molecular function (GO): nucleotidase activity
Source: RefSeq, a predicted model, not a curated record